Molecule: messenger RNA, 678 nt
Organism: Rotaria sordida
Lineage: Eukaryota; Metazoa; Rotifera; Eurotatoria; Philodinida; Philodinidae
Source: the annotation of a GenBank genome assembly
AUGGGAUUUUUUAUACGAGAUCUGCAUCGACAAAUUCAAGAUCUUCAUGCUAAAGCGAAUGAUGAAUCCAGCUCACUGACUGUCUAUCGUGGUCAAGGAAUGAUGAAAAAUGAAUUCGAGAAAAUGAAAAAAAAUUAUCUUAAUGAACUUUUUAUUCAUUUACUUUCCUUACCUUGUCUAUCUUCAUUAGUCAUCGAUUGUAUAGAUAAUGUUGAAAAUACAAAACAUCAUUUAUCAUCAAAUAUUUCGUUUACCUGUAUUAAAAUAUUGCAAAUUAUCAUAAAUGAAUCUUUUAAUCGUGUUUCACUACCUAUAGCAACUACUGAAUUCAGCCCUAUUGAAUAUCUUGUUAUUACAAAUUUUUUGCGAACCAAUGAAUUAAAUGGUCUUUUAUCAGAUGUUCCUCAACUUCGUCGUUUAUCGGUUCAUCUUUCAAAUCAAUUUGCUGAAAAAUACAAAAAAAAACACGAUUCAAUUCACUUGAAUCAUUUGAGAGAUGUUUCUUUAAAUAUAAGACAUACUACUUUCAAUAAAUUUGAAUUAAUAAUAAAACAUUUAUUUAAACAAGUUGAAGUUUUAUGUAUUACAUCAGAAAAUAAUUCAACAUAUUUAAAUGAAAUGUCGAAGAAAUUAAACGAGUUGACACUAAUACAACAUACUGCAACUGUUAAUAUUUAA